Oldenlandia corymbosa var. corymbosa is the source of this 2590-nucleotide messenger RNA. Lineage: Eukaryota; Viridiplantae; Streptophyta; Magnoliopsida; Gentianales; Rubiaceae. The record is from the annotation of a GenBank genome assembly.
CAAAAUAUAAGGACUAUUUAGGAUUUGCACUUUACCAUUAAAGUGUCCCAACUACAAGUACCACAACACGAUUAUCUAUAAAAAAAAACGCAGACAAAUAGAGGGGUUUUAGCCUUUUAGGCAUUUCUGCUAGGGUUUAAGGGUUCACUCUCUCUGUACUCAUUUCAUUCACAACUCUGUAAAAGGAAAAGGCGAAAUUCUCAGAGAAAACAUAGUUCAGUUUGAUCAUGUUGCCUCUCCGACGAGUCUUGAAUCCCUUCAGGAAACAACGAUUAUGGGCGAGUACUUCCCAGUUCGGCUUUGUGGAGUUAGAAACAGUACGAUGUUCACUGGAGACUUGCACUUCAGAAUAUGAUGGUUCUGGGACCAUGGUAACUGAUGGAUCCCGGUUCCUGAAACAAUUUUUUAGCACCAGAUGUAAUUCUCCAAAAUCACUUAUGGGUGCUGGUUGCUUUUCUUCGCUUGCUGGAACAAAAAGCAGUGGAGAAGAUAGUGAUGACUUGGACGAGGGUUUUUCAGAGCUUGAAUCUUCAACAGCCUCUGUUCCUAGUGAAGGAAACCAUGUGCUUGAUGACGGUGACGAUGAUUUAAGUUCUGAACCGGACCUUGAAGUUGAUAAUGAAGAUAUUGAUGUGAGCAGACCCGGGGAGCUUGAAUUAUCAGAAACAGAGGGAGAUCAUGAUAAGAAAUAUGUAGGGAGAGCAGAUUCUCGAGAAUUGUCUAAGGCCAUCUUGGCUGCUCCACGUUUGCCGGUCCAUAAGGUUGUUGGAAAAUGGAUUGAGGAAGGAAAUGAGCUGACUAGGUCAGACAUAGCAUCAACAAUGCUCAGUCUUCGUAAGCUUCGGAUGUUUGGAAGGGCUUUACAGUUUUCUGAGUGGUUGGAGUCGAGUGGCAAUGAGUUUGGUGAGAGGGAGCAUGCUUCUCGUCUUGAUUUGAUUUAUAAAGUGCGUGGUCUUCAGAAGGCUGAGAAUUACCUUGAGAGCAUUCCAAAAUCAUUUCAAGGUGAAAUUGUUUAUCGGACGCUUUUGGCUAAUUGUGUUUCAGUAGCAAAUAUAAAGAAAGCUGAGGAUGUGUUCAACAAGAUGAAAGAUCUGGGGUUCCCGGUUACAACCUUUGCUUGCAAUCAGUUGCUUCUUCUAUAUAAAAGGUGUGACAAGAAGAAAAUUGCUGAUGUCCUCUUGUUGAUGGAGAAAGAAGACGUUAAGCCAUCUCUGGUCACAUAUAAGCUUCUGAUUGAUACUAAAGGGCAAUCAAAUGACAUUGAAGGGAUGGAAAAAAUUGUAGAGACAAUGAAGGAAGAAGGCAAAGAACCUGAUUUUGCGAUAAAAUGCUUAUUAGCUAAGCACUACACAUUUGCUGGGCUGAAGGAGAAAGCUGAGAACCUGUUGAAAGAGAUGGAAGGAAUAGAUAUAAAGGAGAGUCGUUGGGCCAUGUACUCUUUACUACCUCUGUAUGCAGAUCUAAAGAAAGCUGAUGAUGUUGGAAGAAUCUGGAAAAUUUGUGAACCUAAUCCACGAUUUCUCGAAUGCGUGGCAGCUAUUGAAGCUUGGGGUAAAUUAAAUAAAAUUGAAGAAGCUGAAGCUGUUUUCAAUACGAUGUCAAAGAAAUGGAGUAAGAUGUCAUCAAAGCAUUACUCUGCACUCUUGCAAGUGUAUGCCAAUCAUAAGUUGCUGGACAAAGGGAGAGAUCUUGUGAAGCGUAUGGCUGAGAGUAAUUGCAGAAUAGGGCCGUUUACUUGGGAUGCACUUGUUAAGCUUCAUGUUGAUGCUGGGGAGGUGGGAAAAGCUGAUUCCAUUCUGCAGAAGGCUACAGAACAGAAUAGCUUGAGGCCAUUGUUUACUUCUUUUAUGACUAUCAUGGAUCAGUACGCGAAAAAUGGGGAUGUACAUAAUGCAGAGAAGAUGUUCCACAGAAUGAGAAAGGUGGGAUAUGUAUCACGUGCUAGACCGUUUCAGUCGCUUGCGCAGGCCUAUAUUAACGCGAAGACUCCUGCCUACGGGUUCUACGACAGGAUGAGGGCUGACAAUAUCUUCCCAAAUCGCGCGUUGGCAGCUCAGUUGGCUCAGAUAGAUCCUUUUAAAAAAACAGCGGUUUCUGACUUGCUAGAAUGAGGUCGCUGCUCCUUUGUAAGCAAUAAGAUUUGCUUUCAUCCUAUUAGCUGCAUGAUAAUAUAUAUGAUUUUAGGUGGCAGAAUUAUUAAUACAUAAUAACUAUCAAACCUUUUAGGUCGUUUUGAAAGUACAAUAUGUUUAUUUUUCUUUUUUGGGUUUCAUUGUAGCGUCUCCUAGGAGUUGUUGCUUCAUGUUACAAAGUCUUCAAAUGAAAUCACAAUUGUCGAUUCAAAAUGAGGAAAAUGUUCAAAUAUAGUAUCCUGACUUUGCAGACAACCAAGAAAAGAGAUUUUGUUUAUUCCCCGUCCCAGAUUAACUACAAGAUGACAUCAUUUUUAGGACGGGGAAAGUAACAAAUAAAACAAAGAUCUUCUAAAGCAUUGAGGAUAUGGAUAUCAAGAACAGUUGAAUUCAACUGUUCCAGAAGAAUUCAUGAAUCCAAGUUUAGAAGAUCGCUGAUUGACUCAGGAUUUUCAAAG